Messenger RNA from Arachis duranensis, 720 nucleotides. Its product is annotated as protein EARLY RESPONSIVE TO DEHYDRATION 15. Bases 65 to 469 code for a protein of 134 amino acids. The record is from RefSeq and is a predicted model, not a curated record. Lineage: Eukaryota; Viridiplantae; Streptophyta; Magnoliopsida; Fabales; Fabaceae. The transcript has 2 exons.
UCCUUGUGGAUAAGCAUCAAAGAACAAAGAUCAAAACUUUCAUCCUUAUCCUCUUCACUCAACAAUGGAAGUGAUGUCUGCUUCAAGAUCCUCUUCUUCCACUUUGAAUCCCAACGCUCCCAUGUUUGUUCCUCUUGCUUACCGUACGGUCGAGGAUUUCUCUGACCAAUGGUGGGAACUUGUUCACUCUUCACCCUGGUUCCGCGACUAUUGGCUCCGUGAGCGCUUUCAGGAUCCUCAGAACGAAGCUUUCGACUUUGAUUUUGAUGAAGAUGCUAUCUUUCGUGAGCUUCAUCAACUUGUUGACAGUAAAUUUAAUUUUUAUGGGGCAAAUGUUAUGGGGGUGAUUAAUUUUGAUGAAUGGCAGAAAGAUGCAAAAUUUGUUGAAGUUCCAAGGUAUGCAGAGAAGGCACCCAAGAUUGUGAAGAACAAUAGGGUGAGUCCAAGGGCAAUUCACCAACCUAGGUAGAGAGAUAAGAUUUAAGGGAGAGAGUGUUUCACUCAGUUUGUGAUCUACUACCAUCUUUGUACAUAUAUAAGAGUAGGGUUGUAGAUGAUAAUGAUGUUGUGGCUUCUAGAGCCUUUGUGUCAAGAUUUCCCCAUUUCCUAGGUAUGUUUUUUAUUUAUCAUUUCUGAACAUGCUGUUGUUCUUCGCCUUUGUUUCAUGUAAAGAAAAAGAAAAAAAGGAAAAAAGUAAUAAUAACUGAAUUUGACAUCUAA